UUAGGGGAGAUAUUAUGAGGCUGUUGUCAUUAGGGCGAUCGCUGUUGAAUCACUGAAUCCUGACUCGGCGGCGGCGCGGGGCCGGGUGUGUGUGAGUGCGUGUGCGUGUGGGGUGUGUGUGAGCGCGCGUGUGCGUGUGCCCGCGUGUGCGUGUGAGUGUGUGUGCCCCCGUGCCUCUAUGUGGCUGUGUGUGCGUGUGCGGGUGUGGAUGCGUGCGCGGUGCGUGUGCCCUUUCCUCCCUUCUUCCUCCCUUUCUUUCUUUUCUCCUUGAUUUAUCUCCCCCUCUCCCCGGUCAUCCCAUGGUGUUCAGGUCCCCGCUAGAGCUUUAUCCCACCCAUUUCUUCUUGCCAAACUUCGCCGCCGAUCCGCACCACCGCUCCCUCCUUCUCGCCAGCGGCGGCGGCGGCGGCAGCGGCAGCGGCUCGGGCUGCAGCCCCGGUGCCGGCGGCGGUGGAGGCGGCAGCUCCCGGGCACCCCACGAAGAGUUGUCAAUGUUUCAGCUGCCCACACUCAACUUCUCCCCGGAGCAAGUGGCCAGCGUCUGCGAGACGCUGGAGGAGACUGGAGACAUAGAAAGGCUGGGGAGGUUCCUCUGGUCGCUGCCGGUGGCGCCGGGGGCAUGCGAGGCCAUCAACAAGCACGAGUCCAUCCUCCGCGCCCGGGCGGUGGUGGCCUUCCACACGGGCAACUUCCGAGACCUCUACCACAUCCUGGAGAACCACAAAUUCACCAAGGAGUCCCACGGCAAGUUGCAGGCCAUGUGGCUCGAAGCGCACUACCAGGAGGCCGAGAAGCUAAGGGGUCGCCCGCUGGGGCCGGUUGAUAAAUACAGGGUGAGGAAGAAGUUUCCGCUGCCCAGGACCAUUUGGGAUGGCGAGCAGAAGACGCACUGCUUCAAGGAGAGGACUCGCAGCCUCCUGAGGGAGUGGUACCUGCAGGACCCUUACCCCAACCCCAGCAAGAAAAGGGAACUGGCUCAGGCCACGGGGCUCACCCCCACGCAAGUAGGCAACUGGUUCAAAAACCGAAGGCAAAGAGACAGAGCGGCGGCGGCUAAAAACAGGCUCCAGCACCAGGCGAUAGGACAGAGCGGCAUGCGGUCGCUGGCAGAGCCCGGCUGCCCGACACACAGCUCGGCCGAGUCUCCGUCCACGGCGGCCAGCCCGACCACCAGCGUCUCCAGUUUGACAGAAAGAGCCGAGACGGGCACCUCCAUCCUCUCGGACAAGCACGAUUUCUCCUUUGCGCUUUUCCAUGGACGCAUUUCACCCACUUGCAUGAUGAUGAUGAUUAAAUUUGUAUCUGGGAAAAAAUAUUCUCUAUAGUAAAGGAAAACAAACAGAAACCAGACAAACAAAUGCAAACUCCGAUCGAAUUUGUACAAAAAUCAAAAAUAAAAAAAAAAUUAAAAGGAACUCCUUGAAGAGGGAAAUAACAAAUGUUUAUCGCCUUUUUGUUGGUCCUAUUUCUCUUUCUCUCUUCCUCUCUCUUUCUCUGUCUUUUUUUUUUUUUUUUUUUUUUUUUUUUUUAGUCCGAGUGAUGGUCCAGCCAAGAUGCAAUUUUCUGUUUUUUUGUUCCGCAGACAAUCAUUUUAUUCGUAAGCACCUUUUUUUCUACACUUCUGUCACUGCCUGUGUGGGUACUGGUUAUAAAUGUGGAAAAAGAAUAGUUAUGACUGUAACAGAUUUUUAUUUUUAUUUCAAAAUUUUAUAUGAAUUAUGUAUAUCUUAAUGAUGCGGUCAUUUUCCCAGUUUGUAAUAUAUGUGUAGAAAUGCUUGUAUAUGAUAUUUGCUCUCCUCUUUCUUCCUCCCCUCUCUCUAUCUCCCUCCAGCCCUUUCUCUCUCUCUCCUUUUUAUUUUCCUUGACUCGGUGUUCCUUGCACAAACUUAGCCGUCAAAAUCUGACGUGCUAGGUUUCCAAAAGGGACCUCAGCGAUAGAAAAAAAAAAAAAAAAGAAAAAGAAAAAAAAAAAAGCUUAGGGUGCAACUGUAGUUAUCUUAUGCAAAACCUAUUUUGAGUAUUUCAUAGCAGCUUUGGGGGGUCUCUUCUUAAACUCCACGUAGGACGCUUAAACUAUUGUUUCCUUAACUGCGUGUUUAUCUAUAUGUACAAACUUUCUAAAUCAAAUACAGUAUUCCAUUUUCUUAUCUA
Molecule: messenger RNA, 2151 nt
Organism: Haemorhous mexicanus (house finch)
Lineage: Eukaryota; Metazoa; Chordata; Aves; Passeriformes; Fringillidae
Gene: SIX3
Product: SIX homeobox 3
Exons: 3
Coding region: 300-1325 (341 amino acids)
Biological process (GO): regulation of transcription by RNA polymerase II; brain development; eye development
Cellular component (GO): nucleus; transcription regulator complex
Molecular function (GO): RNA polymerase II cis-regulatory region sequence-specific DNA binding; DNA-binding transcription factor activity, RNA polymerase II-specific
Source: RefSeq, a predicted model, not a curated record